AUGGGGGUUUCCGUGGCCUUUCCUUCAUUCCACAGUUCACACGUAGAGAGAGAAAGGGAGGCGAUUCAGAGAACACGAACGAAGAACGAAGAAGAACAGGAGAUCGAAGACUUGACACUGCCUUUGUUAUUCACUCGCAUAUACUAUCAUAUUGAUUGGGUAACUAUGAUCCGGGAGGGUGAGAAUCAUUACUUGAAGUGGAUGCAAUCGUUGGAUGAUAUACAACUAUCAUCACUGUUGCCAUCUUUACCAGCUCAAUCAUCUGAAAAUCCAGUUCAAUCUUCCGCGAAUUCUUCAGAGGUACUUAUCAAUCCUCAAGUUAAAGACGAAUUCAUACCGAAAAUUGAACAACAGUUUGCCAACUUAGAGGAAGUUUAUACAUUCUACAACAAUUAUGCAUAUCACGGAGGAUUUAGUGUGCGAGUCCAUUCAAGCAAGAGUAAUACGGAUGGUCAAACCACUAGGAAGGAGUUUGUUUGUUUCAAACAAGGGAAGAAACAACCAACAACUACUAGGCCCAUAAAACGCAAACGGGGUAUAAUUAGAGAGGAUUGUCCUGCAAAAGUGACCGUUGUGAGGAGAGGUGAAGGAUAUGAAGUCUCCCAAUUUGUCAAGGGUCAUAAUCACCCUCUAACGACCCCAAUGAAGGUGCAUCUUUUGCACUCUCAUCGUAAAGUGACACCUGUCCAAAAGUGUUUAAUGCAACAACUUGGAGACGCCAAUGUGCCACCCUUUCAACAAAUGAGUAUUUUGGAGUUGCAAAGUGGAGGUCUUCAAAAUGUUGGAUUUACAAAAAAAGAUCUUUACAAUGACAGAAGGGAUAAGAAGAAAUUAGUAGAUGGACAUGAUGGGAAUAUGAUAUAUGAGUAUUUGCAGAGUGAAAAAGAAAAGAAUUCCGGGUUUGCGUUUACAUUCGAGACAGAUGAUGAGCAGAGGAUGACGCAUUGUUUUUGGGCCGAUACGACUUGUAGAAAGUCAUUCAAGUAUUUUGGAGACGUGGUGGUGUUUGAUAGUACCUACGACACAAAUAAAUAUUCUUUGAUCUUCGCACCCAUAGUAGGGGUUAAUCACCAUGGGCAGACAACGCUUUUUGGGUGUGCAUUUUUAAGUGAUGAAACUUGUGAGUCAUUUGAGUGGUUUUUUAAAGAAUGGUUGAAAGCAAUGCCAGGAGGCCCACCCAAAAUGAUCAUAACAGAUCAGGAUCCGGCAAUGGCAAAAGCAAUUGCUUCUACACUUCCAAAUACCUAUCACAGGUUAUGCAUUUGGCACAUUGUGAAUAAAUUUUCUCAAAAACUAGGUGCACUUGCAUAUGUACAACAUUAUGAGGAGUUUAAAAAAUGUAUAUGGAAUUCUGAGAACCCAGAUGAGUUUGAAGCAAGAUGGUUAGAGAUUGUGCAAAAAGCACAAUUGUCUAGCAAUGAAUGGUUAAAUGACAUGUACACAAUCCGUGCGAGAUGGAUUCCUGCCUAUACGAAACACAUCUUCUCAGCCCAUAUGACAAGUAGUCAAAGAAGUGAAAGUGAUCAUGCAUUCUUCAAGAGGUACGUGUCUAAGAAAAAUUCAUUGUUGGAGUUUGUGACAUGGUUUGAUAGAGCACUUUCAAAUUUACGGCAUAAUGAAUUGGAUUUAGAUCAUAAAGAUGUGAAUGAGAAGCCUGUGUUGAAAACCUCGUGGUUGUUGGAAAAGAGAAUGAGUGAAUUAUAUACGAGGACUAUUUUUUACAAAUUUCAAGGGGAAAUCCAUCAGAAGGAUGCUUAUGUGUUUACGAAGACGGAUGAGGAUGAACAUCGUUGUUUGUGGAAUGUUCAGAGGGCAGAAAUAGAAGGUUCGAGAUUUCGUGAGAUUUUGGUAAAUAAGUCAUCAAAUUAUGUCAGCUGUAGUUGUAAGAUGUUUGAAUUCGAAGGAAUUCCAUGUCGGCACAUGCUAGCCUAUUUUGCUAGAAUGCAGAUUAUGGCACUCUCUGAUCAGUACAUAUUGCAAAGGUGGACUGUUGCAGCAAAAGCUAGCAGGGUUUUGGAUGACUUGGGUGGGGAAAGGGGGAAAGAAUUAUGUGGCAAUUCAAUAUUAAUGAGGCGACAACGUGUUUUCCAACUAUUUUCAAAUGUAGUUGAUGACGCCCUAUUAACUGAAGAGGGAACACAAGUUUUGGAAGAAGCUUUGGAAUCAGUUACAAAAAAGGUUGCACUCAUGAAAAUUUCUCGCGAAGAUGGCGAAGGGAGUGGCAUUCGUGUUCCUGUCUCUCUUGGAAGCCAACUUACUUAUAAAGAACCACUUCUAGUCAGGGCAAAGGGUUGUGGUAAACGACUUAAAGGAGGAAAAGAGAAGGCUGUCAAGGCAUUAAGGAAAUGUAAUGGUUGUGGGUUAACAGGGCAAUCACAUGACAAAAGGAACUGUCCAAAACUUCUGAACAUGUCUUCACAAUAUACUAGGUUGAAUGAUGAGGACGACGAUGAGGACGACACUGACAAUGAGUGAAGAUUGGAUGGAAAAAUGACUCGUGAGAAGAAGAGGUCUUGCAGAAAUGGAGAUGGAUAAAAUGGCCAGGCAAUAGAGAGACUUAAAUUAGUUAGAGGUUGUACUGACAUGGAAGAUCGACGAACUGUAAUUUUAAUUGUGGGACUUGUUUUUUUUUUUUUUUAAAGUUAAACGACUUGUGUAUUUUUUUUUUGUAA
This is a messenger RNA of Rhododendron vialii, 2672 nucleotides long. RefSeq names its product protein FAR1-RELATED SEQUENCE 5-like. NCBI's taxonomy places the organism in Eukaryota, Viridiplantae, Streptophyta, Magnoliopsida, Ericales, Ericaceae. The coding region runs from base 1 to 2475 and encodes 824 amino acids. Gene Ontology annotation, molecular function: zinc ion binding. Gene Ontology annotation, biological process: regulation of DNA-templated transcription. The record is from RefSeq and is a predicted model, not a curated record. The transcript is spliced from 5 exons.